Wallemia mellicola CBS 633.66 is the source of this 921-nucleotide messenger RNA. RefSeq names its product 20S proteasome subunit. Gene Ontology annotation, cellular component: proteasome core complex. Lineage: Eukaryota; Fungi; Basidiomycota; Wallemiomycetes; Wallemiales; Wallemiaceae. Gene Ontology annotation, molecular function: threonine-type endopeptidase activity. The transcript is spliced from 8 exons. The record is from RefSeq and is a predicted model, not a curated record. The annotation marks the transcript as partial.
CCAUGAACAGUUUCGUAAAUCAAUUAAAUGGCGCUACAAGCAGCCUAGACGAUAUGUUUGAGGGUAACAGCAUAGAAAAGCAUGGUAUCCCUACCCUCGAUCUCCCAAACACUGCUGAUCCAACUGGCUUCCUCCGCACUUAUACCGACGACCAGCAAGAUCCUAGCUGUAGAAUCAAGAUCAACCACGGUACAACAACACUCGCAUUCAAGUUCAAGGGUGGUGUUAUCGUAGCCGUCGAUUCACGGGCGACUGCAGGCAGCUACGUCGCUAGUGGUACCGUCAAAAAGGUUAUUGAAAUCAACCCAUACCUACUUGGAACUAUGGCUGGUGGUGCGGCAGACUGUCAGUAUUGGGAAACAUACCUUGGUAUUCAAUGUCGUUUGCAUGAAUUGCGUAACAAAGAGAGAAUUAGUGUAGCAGCAGCUAGCAAAUACCUGAGCAACAUCACCUAUUCUUACAAAGGAAAGGGUCUCUCAAUGGGUACAAUGAUCUGUGGUUGGGACAAAGGUGGUCCAGCCAUUUGGUACGUCGAUAGUGAUGGCUCAAGAACCUCAGGAAAUGUUUUCUCUGUUGGUUCAGGUUCCACAUUCGCAUAUGGUGUGCUCGAUCAGGGUUACAAAUACGAUUUAAGCGAUGAUGAAGCGUUAGAGUUAGGUAGAAGAAGUAUAUAUGCUGCCGGACAUAGGGACGCAUACUCAGGUAACACUAUCAACCUUUACAUCGUCAAAGAAUCUGGAUGGACACACAAAGGUACCAUCGACAUCAGUGAGCUGCACUAUGGUGACUGGACGCCAAAGAGCGAGACAGAAUUCAGAGCGCCUACUGAGCCAUAUGGGUACGAUAUUAGAAAUGCAGCCGCCGCUUAAGCGAAUAAAUUGUUAUGUAAAAAUGAACAAGAUAUUUAAUGAUAAAGAAAGA